UUUCUGCAACAUGUCCGACCCCUAGCUCGUGAAAGAUCAUGAGCCCAGACCUGGUUGGGAUCCCGCACGUACUCUGUGUUUCUUUUGUCUUGGAAGCGGCAUGAGUAAGUCCCACAUCAGUAGCAACCAUUCAGACGUUGGCUUUGCUCGCGAUUUAUCAGGGCCUUAACUGGAUCGCAAGAUUCGCGACAUGGAGCUUCCGAAAUACGCUCAGCGACCUUCCAGAGAAGGCGCCGAACUUGGGGAAGCAAUGAAGCAUUACAUGCCCCAUAACUACCGGCACCUUACCUUGCUAUAUGUUCAUCGAUGCUUUUUUGCGGAAGCUGUAUCAAACAACCCCACAAACUCCAUGAACAGCCCAUACGCUCCAUCGUUCCUUGCAGGGUACCGCAGUGCCUGCGAGCUGAUUAGCGGUCUUCGUAGGCAGUUCGACUUGUUCCCAGCACAGAUCGCCCGCUUCUGGGUUCUAUGGGCCCACGCGUUUUCCUCAUGCGUUUUGCUGUCUUCCGUCGUUACGCAUGCAUCCGGCGCCCACUUAGUUUCCCGUCUGCUCUCGAAGGUCGCGCGAUUUCAUUGUCCAUUACUCGGACGCGUUAUAUACGAGUCUGUUGUAUGUAUCUAUAUAGCUGUGCCUGUAUCUAGCUAGCACUGAGCAGUGCACGGCGCGAGUAUAAUAU
Suillus clintonianus is the source of this 677-nucleotide messenger RNA. RefSeq lists its product as uncharacterized. Lineage: Eukaryota; Fungi; Basidiomycota; Agaricomycetes; Boletales; Suillaceae. The transcript is spliced from 3 exons. The coding region runs from base 191 to 646 and encodes 151 amino acids. The record is from RefSeq and is a predicted model, not a curated record.